This is a messenger RNA of Nasonia vitripennis (jewel wasp), 4933 nucleotides long. RefSeq lists its product as uncharacterized. Gene Ontology annotation, molecular function: protein binding. The record is from RefSeq and is a predicted model, not a curated record. Lineage: Eukaryota; Metazoa; Arthropoda; Insecta; Hymenoptera; Pteromalidae. The transcript is spliced from 12 exons. The annotation marks the transcript as partial.
AUACUCUACGCUUGUUUCACCGCAGGUUGCCGCUACGAGGGCAGGCGGUACCAGGAAGGCGACACGGUCACGACGUCCGAGCCCUGCCUCCAGUGCAGCUGCCUCGAGGGCUCACUGCGCUGCCGGCUGCGGGUCUGUCCACGUCUGCCUCAGCCAGUGCCACCGGGAUGUCGCACUCGACCGCCGGCCGAGAACGUCUGCUGCUCCAAGCUCGUCUGUGGGCUUGUCGAAGGUACGUCUAUGUGUAUUCAUAUAUGGGCCGCGCUGGUGUUGCGAGCAGGAUGCCUUUACGAGGGCGUCCGGUACGGACCGGGCUCGGCGAUGAUGGGCUCGCGUCGCUGCGAGUACUGCUACUGCAUUUCCGGCGCGAGAAGAUGCAUCCGGCCCAAGUGUUUGCUCCCGCUGCCCGGAUGCGCGCCACUUUACGCGCCGCACUCCUGCUGCCCGGUCGCCUACAACUGCACACGUCUGAGCGAGUUCUCGACGACCCACGCCGCAACCUCGGGCAACGGCUGCCGGACCGGGCAGCGAGUCUACCAGGAGGGCGAGAUGGUGCGCGACAUUGCGCAGAAGGCGAGCUGCGAUAAUUGCUUCUGCGCCAUGGGCGAGAUACGCUGCGUGCCCCUUUCCUGCGCGCCGCCUCUACAGGGCUGCAAGCCGAUCGUCCGCGAGGGCCAGUGCUGCCCGUCCACCUACAACUGCAGUGGAACGAUAGAAGUGAAGGCGGCGCAGAAUUACGCUUCCUAUGCUUUCAUCAGUAAGGACUACGCUAAAUUUCGCAAGGAGACCAAUUUUUACCCUGCGAUUCACGACUCGGCGCUUGGCGCGAUCGUCGAGGGCCGAGGUCACCGGGUCGUAAACGAGAUCCUCGAAUCCGGCGAUGCUAGCAGCAGCAGCAGCAGCAGCAGCAGCAGCAGCAGCAGCAGUGGUCCGCUAGAAAUCAGCACUGAAAAGUUCGCCAUGGCAACCGAAUCAAUCCCGAUCCUCGAGACGGAAACGAUGAACAACGAGAUCCUGGGCGAGACGACGGAUUAUCCGAAGCACACGACGCGCGACCAGGAGCAACUCACCGCGACUAUUACCGAGUUCACGGAGAGCACGGACACGAGCAGCUUCGACCAGUCGACGAUCACCGCGCGAGAUUCGAUCGAUGAGACAACCGUCGAGGCAACUUCACUCCCCAACCCGACGCUCUAUCUUCGGGAAGUCAGUACGACGCUCGAGGAUACUUGGACGGAGACGACGAGGCUGGCGUCGACCCUGCUACCGACGACGAGCGGUGGUGGCGACGACACGUCCGCCGUGGACGAGAACGCCAGCGUAACCACCGCAGCCGCUGCCGCUAUCACCACCACCACCACUACCACAGCCAGCUCUAGCAGCGUCACCGCGAUAAGAGAAGUGCCAGAGUCGAGCUCCAUUAUCGCUACUGCCGCUUCCACUAGCAAGCCGAGGGAGAACUGCGUUAGGCACGGGCCAGGUCUCGAGAGCACUUCCACCGACAAAGAGACGACGAUGUCCAUAAAUCUGAAGGCGAACACGACGACAACGACGAUUACGAAUACGGCGUCUACGACCACGACUUCCACCAGUCCGACUCCGACGACCACGAAGCCAACUACACCGCUGGCGACGACGACGACGACGACAAAGAGCACGACGGCAGCGAGCCAAUCCAAACCCGCAGUGGAAAAAGCCGGGGACAAGCAGAAGCCGGACGUGGACAAAGCAGCGGUCCAAGCAGCCCAGAAGAAAGUCGACGCGGCACCGGAGGACGAGCAGAAGAUUCAGCGUCCGAUAGCGGUGAAGAAACCGUCGAGUGGCUUGUCGACCUCCGUUAUCGUGCCCGACGACAUGCUCGUGAUGAACGUCACCGUCAAGACGAACGUCGCCGUCGAGCACAUACACGGCGUCACGAUAAACCCGAUCGGCAAGCCGGAUAUCGUCGAGGCGAUACUCAACAUCACCAACCGAGACAAGGGAGAUGACUACGAACUAGAUUACAGCCAGCCGACUCUGCCGCCGUCCCUUCCCGGCGUUAGAAUAAUUCCCUUCGUUGCCGCGGACGCUCUGGUGAAGGACAAGGACGAGAGCGCAGUGGGGAUCUCGGGAGCAGUGACCGGAUAUCCGCCGAGAGUCGGAGUCGCGGUGCCGCCGCCGUUGCCGCCGGAACUCAGCCGCACCGACGCUGCCAAUUUCUACGACAUUGUCACGCAGGAGAACCGAUUCAGCCCGCCCAAGAAAACGGAAGGAGGUUUCGUACCGAAGGAUCCGACCUACUUCGAUCCGCUCUUCCAUCCGUCGAGCAUAAAUUUGGAAAUCGGCACUGGGGUCACCGUCGCGCCGGAUGUCCAUCCAGUUCCAAAUCCUCAUCGAAAAACAGAUGGGCUGCCCCACAACUGUCUGUACGAGGAGCGAGAGUACGAUCACGGACAAGUCUUACCUAGCAGAGCACUUUGCGUGAUUUGCAUAUGCUACUACGGAGAAGUCGUCUGCUCGGACAGAAAGUGCCCGCCCCUGAAGAUAGGCUGUAAACGAGUUAGCGACCCCAACGACAAGUGCUGCAGCAAAGUAGUCUGUGUGAACGGGCUCGAAUCGCCAACCGUCGUCCUAUCCGGCGAGAUGUUCCAGCACGAGCCAACGGUCUCGCCGGAUCCCUUCCGCGACGUGAUAAAAACCGAGCCAGCGCCGGAUCUGCCAUCGCUGAUCGGAGCCAUGAUGCCGUAUCUCGUGGAGCACAGCCUAACGACUCCAGCCAGUCCCGUCGGUAUCAACCGCAAGCCCGGCGUCCCGCUCGACUUCGACGACUACAUUGGCCCUUCGCGCAACGACACUAACGCUCACCUUCUGCAACCCUCGUCUGCGUCGUCCUCGCUGCUGCAGCAUCAGCCCGAUUUGAAUGUCGUUAGGGAGCGUAAUUCCAGUAGCUCCAGCAUCGCCGACAAAAUCUCGCUCACGAACCCGCCCGAUCUAGAUCUGGACCCGAUCGUCAUUACGGAGCAGACUCCCGGCAAGCCGAACGAGGCCGACGUCCCGUCGAUCUUCUCCGGCGUGUUGGAUCUGUUUUUCAACGAGCCCAGCAGCACGACCAUUACCUCGAUCACCACCGGCAGCAGCGAGUUCGCCGAGGCUGCGACAAAGGCUCCACCGACCACGAGCGAGAGUCCGACAACGCGAUCGGCCACGAGCGAGUCCAGUUUGAGCAGUGCGUCCAGCUCUAGUACCGCCGACUCUCCGAGCGAGAAGGACUCGAUGAGCGCGGAGAAAGACUCGGGAGCGAACAGCGGUCUGCUCAAGCUCGCGGGCUGCAACAUCUACGGGCGCAUGUAUCGCGUGGGUAUGAUAAUCAGCGAACUGUCGGGGGCGUGUAGCGAGUGCAGGUGCACCGAGCACGGCGUCGAGUGCAAGAACCUCGGCUGUUGAUGAGCUGAGCUGUGCCGCUGUUGGGGCUUUCGUAUGAGAGAUAGCGACUGCUGUCGACUUGAUUCGCGGUUUCGAAGCUCGCUGAGGAGAAGUAGGCGCCGGGAAGGACAGAAGAAGGAUUUAGGGGGAAAAACGAGAGCAGACUAUGGAAAGUUUCGGUCGAGAGAAUCGGCUUACGCGGCUGCUUUCAGAAGGAACAUUAUAAUUAACAGAUUUCAGAGUCGCGCGUUCGAAACACAACAAUGUGGUGAAGUAAGUCGACGUGAUUGGAUUCCGCUGACAUCGUCGUCAAGUUUUCAGUAGCGCGAGUCAACGAACGAUCGGACGUCGGUUGCGAAAGCGCGGAGAGGAGAGUGCGAACGUCGCGGCUAACGGCAGGAGUUCGGGAACACGAGACAGUGGAAGACGUUAUUAAGAAGGAUUUAUACUCGUUUUAAGACUGAUGAACUUUUGCUCUUAGGAUAAAAGAGAGGGUGGGGAGCCUCUUGAGCGCAAUUCUUGAAGUUGCGACGGAGAAAUCGAGUUUCGGUAUUUAACGAUGUUACGUUGCUCGUUAAUAGUUUUGGAAAUUCUUUCGAGUGGCGCAGUUAUUCGGGAACAUGGUUAACGAUGAUCGAGUUAAACGUACACGCUUUAUACGAGCUCGAUACGUGCAAGAGCCUCGCAGAGUGCUCGCGCUUUGAUACAUAUUUAUUUGAAGAAUUUAAUAUAUUCAUAUGUUAUAGUCAUAUACUUCUAUCCAUCCACAGCUUAUUGUAUAUUCAUCGCUUUAUAUCGUCUCAUUAACAGCAAACAUUUUCCAUUAACUUCAUUUUCACGAAAACACAGAAUCGAAUACGUUAUUACGAAUAUAGGUUUUCAAUUAAUUAGUUAUUAUUAGGUAUGUAUUGUAACGAUCAAAUUAUAAACCGACAUAAAGGAUCUCAAUAGUACAUGAUUUCACCAAAUUAAACGAAUGAUUUUUUCAACAUAUUACCUACAGCAGUUACAUGUUUCGUAAUCAGCCGAAUCGAAAUUUUAAUUACACCCCCUUCCAUCAGAAUCCUGUUAAAGUUUAUCGUAUGUUGUAUGCUUUAGUCAUAUGCGCAAUUAUGUAUAUGUAUAAGCUUCGAAUCCCAUUAAAGAACAAACAGUAUACAUUUGUAUUUCUAAUUGAGUAUGCAGCUUUGUCGAUUCUAAUAAUGUUACAUGACAGCGAGUCGACGAACAGGGCUCAAUCGCGCUGAAGGUAUAAGCGGUGCUGGUUUUGCGCUAUAUCCGCGUAAAAAUAUGUCGCGCCACAUUGCAGAGUAUAAGGGCGGCUUUAAACUUCCAUUAACGAAAUUUAGUUGUCGCGCGACGUGUACGCGGAGAUUAUGGCAGCUCGGCGGAGCGCCUAGAGAGAAUAAAGACUUAAACGCAGAAUAAAGACAAUAGCCGUAAGACGUAUAUAAGCCGCAUGCCGCAUAGAGGCUUGUAUAUAAUAAUAACGUGCCACGUUUAAUAAAGGUCCGCAAUGUUUCCUUCUCUC